AUGGGGUCGUCGCAACAGCAUUCCCGUGACCCGAGAACCGGGACCCCGCUACCAUAUAAGGAUGAUAUCGAAGCCUCCAAACUAGAGUAUGCCCAGGCUCUGGACGCCCAGGAUCCUCUCCGAAAUUUCCGAGAGGAAUUCAUUAUUCCUUCUGUAAAGGAUUUGCAGAGGAAGAAACUCGCAGUCGAGCAAGGCCACAAUGAAAGUUCCGAUGCCCGAUGCAUUUACUUCUGCGGCAAUUCGCUAGGUGUACAACCUCGGAAGACUCGACACUAUAUCGAGCAGUAUCUGCGGACUUGGGCAACAAAAGGCGUGACCGGCCAUUUUGUUCCUCACGAGGACGAGUUGCUUCCCCCCUUCGUCGACGUAGAUACAGCUGGCGCCAAGCUCAUGGCACCUGUUGUGGGGGCUUUUCAAAGUGAGGUGGCUGUCAUGGGCACAUUGACUGCUAAUUUGCAUCUUCUAAUGGCGAGCUUCUACCAACCAACGAAAGAGAAAUACAAGAUCAUUCUAGAAGGCAAAGCCUUCCCCAGUGAUCACUAUGCCAUCGAGUCUCAAAUCCGACAUCAUAACCUCAAUAUCCAAGACGCCAUGGUCCUAAUCGAGCCCAAGGAUGCGGCCCGUCCUAUCUUGAGCACAGAGCAGAUCUUGAAGGUGAUCGACGAUAAUGCGUCCAGCACUGCAUUGAUCCUUCUUUCAGCGAUCCAGUUUUAUACCGGGCAAUAUUUUGAUAUCGAACGGAUCACCGCGCAUGCCCAUUCCAAGGGCAUCGUAAUUGGCUGGGAUUGUGCACACGCCGCUGGAAAUGUAGACCUUCGUUUGCAUGACUGGAAUGUUGAUUUUGCAGCCUGGUGCACAUACAAGUAUAUCAACAGUGGACCCGGUGGCAUGGCAGGCUUAUUCGUUCACGAGCGUCACGGUCGUGUCGAUGAAAAGCAGCCUGGAAGUGAAGAGACCUUCCGUCCUCGCUUCUCGGGGUGGUGGGGUGGAGAUAUCAAGACACGAUUCAACAUGGAAAAUAAAUUCGUCCCUCAACCCGGCGCUGCUGGCUUCCAGUUAUCGAACCCAUCUGUUCUGGAUAUGAAUGCUGUCAUCGCCUCCCUCGAGAUCUUUAACCGGGCGACCAUGGAGGGAAUCCGGAAAAAGUCACUCAGUAUUACAGGCUAUCUGGAGCAUCUACUCCUGGCAUGCCCACCGAAUGGUUCCCCUGAAAACAAUCCCUUCACUCUCAUCACACCAUCCAAUCCGGCCGAGAGAGGGGCUCAACUUAGUUUGAGGCUUAAGCCCGGGUUGUUGGACAAAGUCCUCCAUCACUUGGAGGAAAACGGCGUCGUUAUUGACGAGCGAAAGCCAGAUGUUAUCCGCGUAGCUCCUGCGCCGUUGUACAACACCUAUACUGAAGUGUGGCACUUUUGUCAGAUCUUCGUUGAGGCAUGCCAGAAGGCAGUCAAAAACAUGGAGAAACCGAAUCCACCUGUAACGCUUACAACAGACUUAGAAGCUGCUCAAAAUACAAACGACCACGAGAAUGGCACUGCGGGGAAUCAAAGUGGGGAUCUUGCAGAUGUUGACUACUCUAUCUUCACAAUCAGCCAGCGACGAUUCAUUGUCUUCAUGGCCUCAUGGGCCGGAUUCUUCUCGCCGGUUUCGUCGCAAAUCUACUUCCCAGCGUUGAUUACGUUGGGUCAAGAUCUUCAUGUCUCGAACUCCCUUAUGAAUUUGACUCUCACGAGAAUCUCGCCCAUGUUCAUCGGCGAUUUUGCCGAUAAAGCUGGAAGAAGACCUGCUUACAUUGUCUGCUUCGCGAUCUACAUUGCCGCCAAUAUCGGACUCGCUUUGCAAAACAAAUAUGCAGCACUCUUCGUUCUUCGAUGCCUUCAGAGUGCAGGAAGUAGUACCACUAUUGCUCUUUCAUCGGGAGUAGUGUCCGAUGUGGCCACUGCAUCUGAGAGGGGAUCUUACAUGGGGUUUGUCACUGCCGGCUCUCUCUUGGGUCCUUCUAUAGGACCGGUCAUAGGUGGUCUGUUGUCUCAGUAUCUCGGAUGGAGAGCGAUAUUCUGGUUCCUUGUUAUCUUCUCUGGGGCAUUUAUGAUUCCAUUUCUCGUCUUCUUCCCUGAAACAGCUCGAGGUGUUGUUGGUGAUGGGUCGUUGCCUCCUCAAAAAUGGAACAUCCCUCUCAUCAACUAUUUGAGAUCGCGAAACCCUCACGAGGCGGCUGAAUCCCUACCAACCCCACCGAAGCAGAAACUCAAGUUUCCUAACCCGUUCGAAACACUCGCCAUUGUCUUCCAGAAGGACACCAGUAUCAUUCUCUUCUGCAAUGCCAUCUUAUUCGCUGGCUUCUACGACGUCAGCGCAACAAUUCCGUCGAUCUUCAAUGCCCAAUACGGUCUCGAUGACCUCCAGGUUGGCUUGUGCUACAUCCCCUUCGGCGUUGGUGCAAGUAUAGCGUCGAUCCUAAACGGGCAAUUCCUGGACCGCAAUUAUCGCCGGAUUGCGGUGUGCAUGAAUUUCCCCUUGGUCAAGAAUCGACACACAGAUCUGAAAAACUUUCCCAUCGAGAAGGCCCGUCUUCAGAUAGCCCUCCCGAUGCUGUUUAUCGGCAGUCUCUGCGUCCUAGCCUUUGGCUGGUGCCUCAACUUUGGCGUCCAUCUUGCUGCACCGACGACCAUUUUGUUUUUCAUGGGCCUCACUUUGACAGGCGCCUUUAACACUGUCAGUACACUUCUAGUGGACUUGUACCCGACACAGGCAGCGAAGGCCACUGCGGCCAACAACUUUGUCCGGUGCUUGCUCGGUGCUGGCGCGACGGCCCUCAUUGAUCCCAUGCUUUCAGCCAUGGGUCGUGGCUGGUGUUUCACCUUCAUUGCUCUCGUGAUGAUGGCUACCUCCCCGCUACUCUUGUGGGAGAUGCGUCGAGGCCCUGCCUGGCGCGAAGCCCGUCGGCAGAAACAGGAAGCACAGAAGCUCGCAGGGGAAGCGCGUGCUGAGACCGAGACCGAGAAGAUUUGA
Penicillium waksmanii is the source of this 3012-nucleotide messenger RNA. It is a transcript of the gene bna5-1, whose product is annotated as kynureninase. Gene Ontology annotation, biological process: transmembrane transport; NAD+ biosynthetic process. The coding region runs from base 1 to 3012 and encodes 1003 amino acids. The record is from RefSeq and is a predicted model, not a curated record. Gene Ontology annotation, cellular component: cytoplasm. The transcript is spliced from 6 exons. Lineage: Eukaryota; Fungi; Ascomycota; Eurotiomycetes; Eurotiales; Aspergillaceae. Gene Ontology annotation, molecular function: kynureninase activity; transmembrane transporter activity; pyridoxal phosphate binding.